CUCCUCCCCCUCUCUGUUUUCAGUCGGUGCGGUCAGUGUUGUGUGCGUCAGUGUGUGUGUUCAGUCAGUGGUAUGGCGUCUUUCUGCCUCCUGCUGCUCAGCACUGCGCUGCUCCACGCCGCCCAGCCUCUACCUGCAGGUCGCGGCGGGGGGCGUGGCCUGGAUGUCUCUGUGGGCGAAGCCAGACGGCAGCGCAGAGACCUCCCUAACCUGCUGCCCUAUGAGGACCGGAUGAUGUCAUAUCCCACCUCUCAGGGAGGAGGAGGAGCCAAUGACCCAUACUACCAAACAGAUGACUGGAGAGGGCGGGGCUUGGACCAGGCCCUGCAGCGAUUGGUGGAGAGGGACCAGAGACGGGUUCAAGAGGAGGAGCAGCGAGCAGCGUACCUUUCGUCUCUGCUCCGCCUACUGAGCGAGGCGGAGAGCGCCGGAUUGGUCAACCCAGGUGACGUUGAGGUGGUGGAGGAAGAAGAGGAUGAGGAGGAUGAUCAGGAGACACCUGGAGACUUCCAGGGCCCUGCCCCUCCAGACUACGAUGAGACAGGGGGGCGGGGCCUGAGCAUGGGGAGGCCCCCUGCUGCCUGGUGGGGCCUCCUGGAGCCCCAGUUAGCUCAGGCCCUGCUGGACAGGAUGGAGCCUCAGGUGGCUCAGAAUCUGCUGGAGAGAGCGAGACAGGAGAGACUCCGUCAGGCCGGUCGACUUUCAUCAGGAGCAAGCCGAGCAGGAGAGCAGGAGGCUCUGAGACGUCUGGUUGCUAAGUUACUGUCCAAUAUUGGCCCUGACAGCGGCGCUGUGAUGUCAUCUGGCCGCAGAAUGAGGAGGGACGUGUCCUUCACGUCACCUGAACCCAUAAGCUCCUCCCACAGAAGAACCCGACGUUCCCUUGACGACUUGGCUCCUCCGUCGCCCAGCGAUGACCCCCCUCUGCUCAGAGUGAAGAGGCUGGAUGAUGUCGAGGAGGAUGAGGAUAAGCUCCGCCCCGCCGCCGCCGGGCUGCAGAGGAUGAAACGCAUUGAUACCAUGGCAACCCCUGACAUGGAAGAACUGAAUCAUGGGAGUCGUAGGCGCCGGAGGAGAGCUGUCCUGAACUACGACCCCCAGAUACUGAUUGAUCAGAUUCUAGAUUACAUGAGGGAGUAAGAGGAGAGGAAAGGAAAGGAGAAGAAAGGAAAGUAAGAGAGGAAGGGAAGAAGGAGGAGAGGAGACAAGGAAAGGUGAGGUGAGGAGAGAAAACAGAUGAAGGAGAGGAAACAAGGAGAGGAAGUGUAGGAGGAGAUAGAGCAGAUGGAGGGAUGAGGAGAACGUAUAUUUUGUUGUAUUCUAACAUGAUUUUUUGUGUCUAUUUUGAUCGUUUAUUAUUUUGCUGCUUUUGUGAAAACGUGUCUGAUCAGUUGUUUAUCGUUAUCGUGGCGAGAAGACGUGAUGGAGGACUGAGAGGAACAGAGAUAAUAUCCUUGAAAGUUUCCUGAACUUGACAACAUAAUCUGGUACUAAUCAUGGGAACAAAUGAGGAGGACAAACAGCAUGCAUGUUUAAAAAGAGAAGCUGUUGACGUUCUAUCAUUAAUGUAAUUAUGUGAAAAUCAUUAUAAAUAUUAUUUUAUCUUCUGAUGAAUAUAUUUAAUGAAUAUCAGAAUACCACAGAAUUGAAGACUGGAUUUAAGACAUUUCAAGUGUAAAAAAUCGUGUCAUCUGCAUAGAGACGCACAGUCAAUACAGAAAAAAUAAGUGGUCGGAGUACCGUUGUUUGGGGGACGCCUUUCUCUACUUUAACUUGUGUUCAAUCUCUGAACCCAUCUGCUAUCGUCUGAUAACGAUGUAUGCCUCCGGGAGCGACACUGACCAUCUCUGAAUAUCCGGUUUAGCUAGCAGUUAGCGUUAAACACCUUCCAGCGCAGUGAGAAUUCCUUUUCCGUGCGCUGCAUAGUUUACAGAACAGGUAACAACUCG
Messenger RNA from Labrus mixtus (cuckoo wrasse), 1949 nucleotides. It is a transcript of the gene pcsk1nl, whose product is annotated as proprotein convertase subtilisin/kexin type 1 inhibitor, like. The transcript has 5 exons. Gene Ontology annotation, molecular function: endopeptidase inhibitor activity. Bases 73 to 1140 code for a protein of 355 amino acids. The record is from RefSeq and is a predicted model, not a curated record. Gene Ontology annotation, biological process: negative regulation of endopeptidase activity. NCBI's taxonomy places the organism in Eukaryota, Metazoa, Chordata, Actinopteri, Labriformes, Labridae.